AUGGUGGAUAAAACUGCGAAAAAUGUGAGUUUGGGUUACUUUUCACUCGAAAAGUGUGAAAUACCGGUCAGAAAUCGGCAAAAACAAAGACUGAGACGUCGACAGAAACGACGGGAAAAAAGAAAGAGUUGGACGUGUACCUGAUCAUUGAGCGACUUUUGAAUCCCGCGAACUGUAGCACCGAUCGGAAGCCGGUAAAACCAGUGGGAACCGCCCGCGAAACCGUUAACUUCAGACGAACAUCAGUUCGGAAGAGGUGUGGCAGUUGUGCAGCGCCAUGACGGACGUGUUCAAAUCGGAGGACAACGUGGUGGAGGUGGGCGGCGCGACGAAUGUGAUCGGAGACCUGCACGGACAUCUGACGGACCUCGUACGGGCGCUCAUGGCCAGAACGGCCGACGAAAUGAGGGAGGAUCGGAAGGACGUGGACAGGGGAAAGCGGAGGAGACAGCCGUUCGCCUCGCAGAGGUAACAUAAACAUUGUGGUCGUUUAGAAGGCAAUUUCGAUGCUUUUAGUGGAAGUUCAAAAAUGUCAUUUAUUCAAACCAAUGGAUCUCAGUUGUGGGCAGAGAUAGCAAAGAGUUGUCAACUGAGAAAAUGUACAGAAUUUAUUGAUGAACAUUUAAUCAGUUGACAACUUUUUGAUAUCUAAAAUAGCCGCUGAGAUGUAUUACUUUGAAUGGACAAUAUAGGGAACACAUUUAUGUUUCAAGAAGCCAUUAGAAAAGAGAAAUAGUUAAAACAGAAAAUUUGCGAAAAAAAACGUGUCAGGUACGUGUUUCUGGGCGACUAUCUGCACAACGAACGCCGUCCGCUCGAGGUGAUCUGUCUCCUUUUCGCCCUCAAAGUUGUUCGAGUCUCCCCGAUAUUGUCCAAUUGGAAAUACUUUCAGUUGGCGAAACCGAACAGCUACAUUCUGUUGCGCGGAUCCACUGAAUGCCCAUCAAACAAUCUGACAUUCUUUGUGAGUCCGUCUCAAAAAAGCCCUGUCACUUUGUGCUCAUUCCACUAAUUUUUCGUCUGGUUUUUUUGUUUCGUCGCUUUCUCAUCGCCCUACUGUUCAGAAACUGAACCAUAACUCAAGAAUGACGGGUUUUGGAAUAAAAUGAUCAACUAAAAAGUUGUAGAGCACAAAAUUUGCAACAACUUUUCUGUUAACCACUUUUUGAAAAAAUCAUUGAAUCUCGUGAUAUGAGUGUCCAAAGAUGAGUGAUUUUUAGAGGCCCCAGACGAUGCCCAAAUGCUUUUCAAAGAUUUCAGCACCAACUGGAAAUGUACUACAAGGCGGAGGGAAACGCGGAAAAACUGUGGCGCAAGUUCAACGAAACGUUCUCGUGGAUGCCGCUCAUCGCGAUUGUCGGCACGCGAAUUUUGUGCGUGCACGGGGGAAUUUCGCCGCAUUUCAAGACGUUCGAUGACGUCAGAAUGGUACGGUAGGGGUACUGUAGGUGUACGGUAGGAAUGAGGAGAGUACUGUAGGGGUACUGUAGGCUAAAAGAGACAUCAAACUACAGUAACCCUUUUCCUUUCCAGAUCAAACGUCCUCUCAUGAACCCGCUCGACGAUCCGCUGGCCACCGAUCUCAUUUGGUCGGACACUUUGGACUAUGAUUUCAUCCACGUGCCCUCCAGGUUACUGUACUUUUGGACUACUGUAGAAAGUACAGUAUGCCUUACAGUAAGCCCAAGUACGAAAUGAACGAUUUGCGCCACGUGUCGGUGUUCUACAACGAGGCGGCCGUCAAAGAAUUCUGCAAUCGAUUGGGCCUUAAAAUGAUCAUUCGAAGCCAUUUGGUAAGGGAUUACUGUAGGCCGGGAGGGGCUACUGUAGAACUGCAAUUUCAGAUGGUGCCUUUCGGGUUUCGAUUCUUUGCCGACAAAAUGUUGGUGACAAUAUUCACGGCCAGCAAUUAUAGGCACAAACAGAACAAUGGAGCAAUGAUAAAAAUUUCGGCGAAGGGCAAAAUCUCGAUAGUGAGUCUGAUAAGUCUGCCGGCGCACAACGACGAUUUCGAGGAGAACGCGCAGCCGAUGGAGGACACGGGCGGCGAGAAAUAG
Caenorhabditis sp. 36 PRJEB53466 is the source of this 2057-nucleotide messenger RNA. The record is from the annotation of a GenBank genome assembly. Lineage: Eukaryota; Metazoa; Nematoda; Chromadorea; Rhabditida; Rhabditidae.